AUGGUCAAACUAGAACCCGGAGAAUCACAUUCCAAGCAUACUGAAAAGACCCAACGAUGCACUAAGAAAAUUAAAAUUGCCAGUUGCAUACUCGCUAUUUUAGUUUUAAUUGGUAUUAUCGUAGGUGUACUAGCAGCAACCGGUACACUAUCUGGUUCGAAUAGCGACGGCACAGCGCAAGGCUCCAAAACAAUACCAAGUGUGCAACCUUCCACAAUACCGGUACCAAGUACAACUCCUCCCGCUCUGACUUUACAACAGAUCGCAGAGAUGAAGCCACGGAAUGAAGUGCUGCAGAAUUUGACGGUGUCCUGGUCGGAGUGGAAAGCACAAUGUGGUGAUGGUGUUUGCGGCGAAGGUGGACUCCCCGAGCAAGUCGUGUUUGCAGAUACCGACUGCGAAAGCAAUGAAACGUACAUACCAAAUGGGUGGAAAGUGGCCGACAACAAUCAAGACACGAAGCAAGUAGCGGCGACCUACUCGUUUGCAGCACCGUGUUUGGUUUUACGCGAUGGUACAGUACUGGCAACUAAAGGGGUUAACGCAUCGGAUUGUCACCCGAUCCCACUCUCUGUCACGACUCACAGCGACCGUAGGACCUCGGUAAAAUUUGCCGCAGAAUUGUGCCCUGCAAGAAUACUGAUCGAGCAGAUUGAUAGCGUCAUACAAGCGCCCGGCUUCGUACCGAAAUCGUGCCCAGCAAGUUGCAGCGGACAUGGUACAUGCGAUCCGAUCACCGGAAAGUGCAUAUGCGACAAUCGGUUUACGGGAACUUCUUGUAGUCGCGUCAUCGGCGAUAUAUCUAUCCCAACAAAUAGUGAAACCGUGGACAGAUAUAAACCUAAAAAGGGUAUCAGAUGGCAGUGGCAAUUGCAGGAUACUAUCGACGAAUCCCACGACGUCCCAUUGUAUGACAUCGAUUUCGAUACGCCAGACAGCACAAUUGCUUCUCUGCAUGCAGCAGGACGCAGGGUAAUGUGCUAUUUUUCGGCUGGUAGCACUGAGAAAUGGCGGAUAGAUCAGGAACUGUUCCCUGCUUUUAUUCAAGGCGGACCCUUGCUGUUCGGUACCGGCGACGUUUUCGAUGAUGAGGCUUGGCUAGAUCUUCGACGCUUUGACAUUAUCGGGCCAAUCAUGAUGAAUCGCUUGGACGCUGCAAAGGCAAAAGGAUGCGAUGCUGUGGAAUUCGAUAAUCCAGACAUUGUUAUUCACGAGCACGGACUAGCGGGUAACAUUGACCUGACUCUGCAAUUGCAAUUUGAUAAGUGGUGUGUCAGACAAGCACAUGCACGAGGCAUGUCCGUGGCACUAAAGAAUUCGAAUGAGUUUGCAUUCCUCCUAAGUGACACUUACGAUAUGGUGGUGAAUGAGGAAGCCUUUAUCAAUGGAAAUAUUGAUAAUUACUGGCCCUUUCUCCACAGGGACAAACCGGUGCUCAAUACGGAGUACUUCACUAGCCGAUGCUUCUACUGCGCCACGUCUCGGGCGAUGGGCGUGUCGACCAUCAAGAAAAGACCUGAUCUAGAUAGUUGCUUAGUAGAUUGUACCAUGGAGAUGCCCUUGAAUGUGACAUCUGUUUGCGAUAGUAUUGGCUUUGAAGCAAGUGGUAGGGCACGGUACCCAGCCAGUGCCGAGGGAUGGUGCCCAUUGACACUAAAUUUGGACGCUAACGAAUGUGCAGCGCCUCGAUUCGCAGAAUGUGAUCCUUCGUACGGGUAUUAA
Messenger RNA from Sphaeroforma arctica JP610, 1722 nucleotides. RefSeq lists its product as hypothetical. The transcript has 7 exons. The record is from RefSeq and is a predicted model, not a curated record. The coding region runs from base 1 to 1722 and encodes 573 amino acids. Lineage: Eukaryota; Ichthyosporea; Ichthyophonida.